AAUGUCUGCGCCCAUGUUGCAACGUCAAACAAAAUUUACUUUUACAUCUCCCUGAAUAUUGUAGAGUAUUUUGGUAUCGAAAUGAAAUUUUGAAAGUAGUUUUAGAAAGAUUAUAACAUGGGUAACAAACAGAACUAUAAGAAUGGCCGUCAUGCAACGAUGUUUGUAUAUUUACAAAGUUAUUUUGUUACCAUUGCUACCAUUUUAGGAGUUGGGAUUCUAGGACUACCUGUGACCCUGUCAAGAGCAGGAUUAUACCCUUUCCUUGUUUCUUUCAUUCUGGGAUCAGUUGUACAGGUCCUCUUGGUAUAUUUCUUUGUAGAACUACUACAGAUUGCCUAUGCUGCUCAAAAUUCAGGAACAUCUCAUAAGGAGGAGAUGGUUCCAUUAAAUGACAUGUUAGAGGAUGAGAGUUGUGAUGAAAUGGCCCCUAUGGACAGUAGAUCUGGUCCUGUACUGGCAGGUCAUGUGAUCAUACCUAAAGGUCAAGAAGUAGAAUCACCCAGUCUGUAUACAUUAGGAAGUUUAUUUUUAGGUUGUGGAUUCAAACAGUGUUUUGAAAUCAUACUGUUUUUACAAUUUGUUGGGUUUUUGAUAAGUUAUGCUCUAGCUGGAAGUGAGGCGUAUGCACAAGUUAUUGGAGUUGAUUUCCGUUAUGUUAUACCUUUGUUUGUUUGGAUUUGUACGUUUGCUGUUGUUUUUGCUCUGCAGUUAGUACAGCCAGUUGUUUCAGUUUUAACUUUCUUUAAAGGAUCACUUUUAUUAGGCACUGUGAUAAUUACAUUUAUUGUUGGAUCAGAAGUCAACCGAGAAAUCUUGGAUGAUUUUAAAGCCACUGGAGAACCGUUCCUCAUGGGAACCGUAGCUUUAGGUGGUGUUAUAAACACAAUGCCAUUAAUGUAUACAAAAGUAAAACCAGAAGCAAAACAGAUAAAGAACUUUCGUCUGUCUGUGAUAUUAGGCCUUCUGACAUGUAUGGUCCUCAAUGUUUUAUGGUGCUGGGCAGUGCUGGACAUCGUCCCACAGACAUCAACAUUCCCCUGUAAAACUGGCGUUUGUCACAGUAAUAUAUCUUUAGCAAGAUCCAAAUCAUUAGGAGAGAUAUCAACCAUUCCAUUAACAGAGAUAAUUAGAACGAAGUAUCCAGAAUAUACCUGGGUGUCUUUGUUGGUUGAAUCAUUCAUAGUAGUCAGUAUAACAGUCUCAUUCUUGGUUAGUGGAGCUGUCCUUUAUCAUACCUUGACAGGUUUGAUGAAAUCUUUAUGGCCAAAAGAUAAAGAGUCAGCGUAUAAAUCAAAGAAGAUCUGUUGUAAUGGAGAAUGUGUGUGUAAUAAGGUUGUUUCCCUGUUUCUGUUCAGUAUUGUUUUUGUAGUAGCCAUGUUAGAUCCAAGAGGUUUUGUAGAAAUGUUGGAAAAAUACUCCUCAUUAACAGUUAAUUUACAAGCUGGAUUUUUUACAUUUCUUAUGAUGCUUAGUGCAAGGAAGAAAUAUACAUUACAACAGAAAAUUUGCGUUCGUAUUCCUGGGUACAUGAGACCAUUACAGUUACUUAUACCAUUGUACUUUGGUUUCGCUGUAGUUUAUGAUGUAUAUAGUGCUAUAAGUGAUAUAAUUCAAGAAAGUUCACCAACAACAAUUAAUUCUACUCAAUUAAAUAACAGUGUUAUAGAGAAGGUUACACAGAUAUUGAACAGUCUUGACACAACAUCUAGUAGUCUUCAGUCUUCAACUCUUCCAUUUAAUUCUACAAACUUCACUGAUGUUUUUUAAUAACGAUGACGAGAAUCCGUGGAGUUUAAUAAACUUUAAUGACUGCUCUUCACUAUGAGAUUUGAUUUUUAUUUAUUUUGUUUGUGUUCAUUGGUUAAACUCAUUCUUUAAGUGUUUCUAUACAUGUAUACUAUGAAUUCAUUACUAUUUGUGGGAUACCAAUUUUUGUGGAUUUCAUGGUUAUAAGUGAAUCACGAAAUUAUAUAUCCAACGAAUAACUCAUUUUGUAUAGGCUUGUAUGCAGACUUCAGUAAAACCACGAAAAUUGAUACCCACGAAAAUAAAUGAAUCCACAGUAUUUGAAACCAAAGUUCUAGGGAAAUUAAUGGUAUCUGUGUUAUAUUUAAUGUUGCUCAAUGUGUAUUGUCGCUUUUACAAAGUAGAAAUGAAAACUCAGAUGUGCUGUUUCUGACAGAACAGUGCUUUUGUUGUAUAAAUCAGUCAUAUUUCUUGUAUGAUAAGAGUCAAGGAGGUUUGGAAAUUUUCAAAUACAGUUAUAUUAAAUAAUUUGCAUAUAAUUUAGCUGGUAAGUCAGAAAGUGUUCAUAUUUCAGUGCAAGUACCUGAUCUAAUUGUUUCUCUCUCAUAUCUAUAUUUAAUGGUUACUAAAUGACCAAAAAGGUUGUGGGUGUCCUUUUUGCAAUACCAAGGGUUAUUUAGAAUAAAAGGUUUUGCAUGAGGUGAUUUUUAAUGUUUAAAGUAUAUGUUAUAUUUUUUAAAAGUUUUUUAUGUAUUUUAUAAUAUUGGGUAAUUGUGAACUCAAUUUGUAUUUAUAAUAUAUAAAUGAUUUAUUGUAAAAAGUAUUACAAGAACUCCAGAACAGUGUAUGAGAUUGAAAAGGAUUUACUUUCAAAUAUAUUUAGGAAUAUAGAGCACAUUUUUUUAAAUAUUGGCUUAAACCAAUUGGUUGUUUUAGCUUCAUUAGCUCAUUAAAGCAUAAUAUACAUAGUUUUAUUCUAAACACACAUGAUUGUACUGAAAUAAGUCAUGCUACAAUAAUAUACAAACAGUAUCAUAUAUGAAUGAAGAUUGUUCAGAAAUAUUAUUGUUGAACCAUGAUAAUGUUUAAUCUUGUGUAUAUGAAACAAAAUUAUAUGAGGAUUGUUUUUCAAGCAAUGGUCAAAGCAUGAAAACACAGUUUUUAUUCAUAACUAUUUUUUACUGUCAAUUUAAAGAAAACAAAAAUGAAUUAGGUCCUCAUUGGUACUAUAUGUAACUCCUCAAUGAAUCUUAUAGGUUACAAAUCAUUCCAUUCAGGUUCACAAUGAUUCCAGAUGUAGAGCUGAGGAGAGCAGGAUAUGACAGUUGUUUUCCAUUUCUUAUAUUUGUCUGAGCUUUUUAAUUUUGCAAUUUGAUAAAGGACUUUUCGUUUUGAAUUUUCCUUGGAGUUGUAUGCUUUUGUCUGAAUGUUAUUUGCUCCUAAAAUUGAUAUAUAAUAUCAAAAUAUUCAAAAGAUGAUAUAAAUGACAAACUAUAUAUGAUGCUCAUUAUGAGAAUGUUUUUGUUUAUCAUUUAGGAAGUUUAAUACUAAUUGUGCAAUAAUAGAAUAUGUGAUUAUGUACUACAAAUAAAUGAAUUUGUUAAAAAAAAAAAAACAAGUAAAGUACACCAAUUGCUGUGUCUAAAAUUAUUUUGUAGGACACUUUUACAAAGUUGGCACCAUUUCAGUGUUAUAUCAAUUGAAUAGAAAUAAUAUGUUAUAACCUACAUCAUUUUUUUGGUAUGAUUUUUUUUGCACAGGAAAGAUAGAUUUAGUAUUUAUUAAAUGUAACUUGUGGUUUGGGCUACUGUCUUUUGUAAAACAUUUUAUUAUUAGAAUAAUUGCAUAUUAUAGAAAUUAUUUUUGAUCUGAAUAUUUAAAAUUAUGAUCAUACCUAUUUAUUUAUCGUUAUUAAUAAAUAUAUUAAAAUACUGGC
This is a messenger RNA of Mytilus trossulus (common blue mussel), 3685 nucleotides long. RefSeq lists its product as uncharacterized. Bases 118 to 1770 code for a protein of 550 amino acids. The transcript has 18 exons. The record is from RefSeq and is a predicted model, not a curated record. NCBI's taxonomy places the organism in Eukaryota, Metazoa, Mollusca, Bivalvia, Mytilida, Mytilidae.